Tetrahymena thermophila SB210 is the source of this 2445-nucleotide messenger RNA. Its product is annotated as ubiquitin carboxy-terminal hydrolase. Gene Ontology annotation, molecular function: cysteine-type deubiquitinase activity. Gene Ontology annotation, biological process: protein deubiquitination. The transcript has a single exon. The record is from RefSeq and is a predicted model, not a curated record. Lineage: Eukaryota; Ciliophora; Oligohymenophorea; Hymenostomatida; Tetrahymenidae.
AUGAGUUAUUACUACAAUAAAGUUAAUAUUUUUAAGUUAAAUUAACCUUAAAUAAAAUAAGAAAUGAGAUAAAGCAGUAAUUAUAUGAGUUAAUUUUAAAAGCCUACUUAAAAUUUGUAAGAAUAUGCAAUUAAAAACUCUGAAAAACCAUAAAACAAAGUCACAGAUACUUAUCUUAGUGAUAGAUAACCUAGUUUUUAAUAUAGAACAAAUAAUUACGUUAUCUCACAUAAUAAUAGAUAAAAAAGAACUCCUAAUUAUUAAGAUUAAAAAAAUGAGUUGUAUUAUAAAUAUUAAAUGCAAGAUAAUUGUAAAAUUGCUAAUAAAGGGUAAAUCCUUCAAUAUACUCCGAAUUAUAAAAAUAGCUAUGAAAAUAAUUUUAACUUAUCAAAUAAUUAUUAGAGGAACUUUAAAUUAGAUUCUAAUAAAUAAACAAAAUAUAUGAUAAGAACUUCACCUUCUUUUUUAACUUUAGAGUAUAAUAAAAAAAAUCUUGAGAAUAGUUAAUAUAUCUAAUAAUAAUAGAAUUCAGCAAAAUCUUAAUAAUAAUAUUAAAAUAAUUAAAUAAAUUAACAUUUGCAGAAUGAAAAUCAAACUAACUGCUAAACUAACUAAAAGAAUGUGGCAACUCAAAAUAUUUAUAAUCUAAGAACAAUUACUAGUUCUUCAAUUGCUAAUAGAAAUUUAAACUCUCCAUAACCAUAAUACCAAAAAAGCAUUAACUAAAAUUCAGAAUAAUUGUAAAAUGCAUCUAAAUUCGACCCUAAUUCAUAGAUAGCUUAAUAAUAGGCACUGAAUCAAUUUAUCAAAUAUAGAUCUAAUAGCUUACAAAAUGCUAAUAAAAUUGUAUAGGAAAUUGGCUUCAAUCAGUUUAAUAAUUAAAAAUUAAAUUAUUCUUUUUAAAACUAUCUAAAUGAAGAGAAAAUAAAUUAGAUUUUCAUUUAAAAAAGUUAAUAAAUUUAAAAUAAUAAUCAAAGUAUAAGCAAAAAUUUAGAUUCAACAUCUUUUAACUCAAAUUCUGCUUAAAAUAAUAUUAACAAUAAAGAUUAAACAAGAGAUUCUGAUUCAUAAAGUUCUUCUAAAAGUUUGAUCACUUCUUACAAUUAAUUUGAGUUAACCAGUUAUGAGAAAUCUGAAUUAAGUAAUUUAAAGAAGUAUUAAAUAUUAUCUUAAAAUGUAAAAUUAAGAGCUCGAGAAGACAGUUUAAUAAAAGGUUAUUAACAAACAAUUAUUAGCUCUUCAAAUACUAAUAAAAUACAAAAUAAUGAUUAACUUAAAAUUUAAGAAAAUAAUUAGAAAUUGGAAAAAAAUAAUGCAAAUUGUGAAAGCUAAAACAAAAUUUAAAAUACUUAAAAAAGUUUGGCUGAAACUUAAAAUAAUUUAUAGUAAAAUUAAGUAAAUUAUAUAUCUGAGCACUUAGAGAUUUCUAUAAAAAACCAUCUCCUUUAAAAUUAAUAAAAAUCUAAUUAGGAUAAUUAAAAACAACAAUAACUUGAUAAUGAAAGUUAGACCUAAAAUUCAACUUCUCAAUAAAAUCAUUUGAGUUCAAGAGAUAGAAGAAUGGUUGAAAGAAACAAUCAAUAUCAUUUUGAAUCAAUAUAUUUAAAUAAGAGCUAAUAUCUUGAUAAAAUAAAAAUAGGUCUACCAAAUAUUGGUUUAAAAUGCUACAUUAAUUCUACAAUUUAAACGCUAAGGUAAGUUUACUAUUUUGAUUAAAAAAUAUUUGAAAACCCUGGCUUUUCUAAAGAUUUUUUACAACUAUUUCAAUGCAUGGAAGAAAGAAAUACUAAAAAAAUUUAAUUUUGGAUUUAAAAAAUAGCUGAAAAAUCUAAAUAAAAUCAGGAGCAUACUUAUAGUGGAGAUACCUAUAUGUGUAUUUAUGAUUUUCUUUAUGAAAUAAAAAAAUCUCUACCUGAUAAUUAAAAAUAAUAAUUUGAUGAUUUGUUUUCGCGUAAUUAUAAAGACAAAUUAAAGUGUGGUAAAUGUGAAAGGUAAAAAAUUCCAAAUACUAGUUAAUUUAUAACCUGUUUAGAUUAUUAAGAAUUUGGAUACGAAUGCAGUAAAUUAGAUGAUGCCUUUUAAGAUAAUAGUGAUUUAGAUUUGUUUAAACAGAUAAACAGUGAUGAUCUUAUUUGCCCUAUAUGUAGAGAUUAAUUGCAGUCAAUCAGAAAAUACAAAUAUGCACCUAAGUUUAUGCUAAUUAGAUUACUAUCUUUUAUUCCAAAAGAAUAAUGUCUAUAUAUCUUAGAUAAAUAAUUCGAAUUUUUAGUAAACUAAAAAACAACUUAAAAAUAUGAAAUAGUUGGAUUCUGUAGUUAUUAUGGUCAUUACUAUACUUAUACUGCAAAAUACAAUAAUAAGUGGAUUGAAUUUAAUGAUUAAAAUUCUAGCGAAGUAAGACCAGAUUGUUCUAAAGCAAUAUACUUUUUAUUGAAAAGAAUAUGA